Pneumocystis murina B123 is the source of this 765-nucleotide messenger RNA. RefSeq lists its product as hypothetical. The transcript has 4 exons. Gene Ontology annotation, biological process: protein localization to kinetochore; mitotic cell cycle; mitotic sister chromatid segregation. Gene Ontology annotation, cellular component: nucleus; chromosome, centromeric region. The record is from RefSeq and is a predicted model, not a curated record. Bases 1 to 765 code for a protein of 254 amino acids. NCBI's taxonomy places the organism in Eukaryota, Fungi, Ascomycota, Pneumocystomycetes, Pneumocystales, Pneumocystaceae.
AUGGAAACUCUUUAUGAAUGGAAUAAUGAGCUUUUGACUGAGCAUCUUACAUAUCCUCCUUUAUCUUUAAUUGAUGAUGUUAUUAAUACAAUUAAUACAUUGUUAUAUAAAGCAGUUGGGGCUAUAGAACAGUAUAUGCAACAUCUUCCGCCUUCUAUGAUAUCGGAGAAAGAGAUUGAUGAGGGUGUUCAACAGGUUGAAACGUUUUUAGAGAAUGCAAUAGAUAGAAAUUUUGAUGCAUUUGAACUUUAUGCUUUACGUAAUAUUUUUAUGGUUCCGGAGAAUAUAAGAGGGUGGAUAAGGUUACGACAUCAAAUGGAUGUUGAUUUUUCUAAAUCUGAACAAGAUUUUGAAAAAAUUAAGUCUGAAAUUUCUCUUUUAAAAAAUAAAAUUAAUAUGGCAUAUAAAGUAUUACAUACUCUUAAAAAUGAAGAUUUGUUAAAUCAAUCAAUACUUCAACAACUUCGUGAUUUUACGAAGCAACUUGCUUUUUUAUCUGAUAUUUCAAAAGAACAUGAAGUUAAACCUUUGCCUGAAACCGUUGAAUUUCUUGUUAAUCAAACUUUAACUUUGCAAUCUCUUUUGAAUUCUUUGCAAACAUUGGCUUUAACAUAUGAUAAAAAACCUUUAUCUUUAUCUGAACGUAUUUUAUACAUUGAAAAAUCUAUUUUAACACAACUUCCUAUAUAUUCAAAUGAUAACUCUGAUACACUUAAUCUCACAGAUGCACGUUCUUUGCUUUAUCGUCUUUCUCAACUUGAAUAA